Actinia tenebrosa (Australian red waratah sea anemone) is the source of this 2527-nucleotide messenger RNA. Its product is annotated as pleckstrin homology domain-containing family A member 8. Gene Ontology annotation, molecular function: ceramide 1-phosphate transfer activity; ceramide 1-phosphate binding. NCBI's taxonomy places the organism in Eukaryota, Metazoa, Cnidaria, Anthozoa, Actiniaria, Actiniidae. The record is from RefSeq and is a predicted model, not a curated record. Gene Ontology annotation, biological process: ceramide transport; intermembrane lipid transfer. Gene Ontology annotation, cellular component: membrane; cytosol; cytoplasm.
UCUUGUUUGCACCAAGAGGUCAAAUGGCGGAAAAACUAAAUACUUCUUUGUUCAAUUUAAACAAUUGUUCUUCCUGACAAUAAACAAGCUAAAUAGAUACAGUAAUCCUACUAUACAGAGUCUACAACAUAUUAUCUGGAAAGGUGUCAGUCAUGACUCUUAUGGAAGGAACACUGUGGAAGUGGACCAACUACUUGAGUGGCUGGCAGCCACGAUUCUUCRUUCUUGAGGUUGGUGUUCUUGCUUAUUAUAAGUCCCAAGAGGAAGUUGGGCGUGGUAGUAAAGGAUCCAUCAAAAUGGGGUGCUGUGAAAUAUCAGUACAUCCCACAGAUAAUGUUAGAAUUGACCUGAAGAUUCCUCCUGAUCAGUACAUCUACUUACGAGCAGCUACAUCAGCUGAGAGACAACAGUGGUUGGUUGCUUUGGGAACAUCAAAGGCUUGCUUGGCUAGGCCUCAGCCAAGUGAUCAAAAAGGGGAUUCAGACGUGUCACAAAUGAAUCAGUUGAAAGAUAGUAUGCAAGAGCUUGGCAUGUACAGAAGCCUACUGUUACAACAAGUUAAUACCAUAAAACUCUUGUGUAUAGAAAAGAAUCAAAGUCAGGAAUUCAGUGAAGCAGCAACUAUGCUGUCAGCGACUUGUGAUGAGUUCCUCAAGAAUCUGUGUGACUGCAUGGAGCUAGCAGAUGCCAACUUUGGUGGGACACCAGAUAAAAGUAAAUCAAAACACUCCAAUUUUAGAAAACAUUUGCUGCAUGAGUCUCACAGAACAACAUCUCCACCUUUAUCUCCAACUUCUCCAACUUCAAGUAUUUCUAGUUCAUCAUUUGGUUCAACAAUGAGUGAACAACCAAGUUUAUCUGCCACCAGUGAACAUUCAACAGAAAGUGACAAAAGCUUAUUGCCAAGGCAACCCAGGGCUGAACCAAUACAACCACAGCAAUCUGCUCACGGAACUGCACAUAAAGUACACAAUCAUCCUGAUAGCUCAAGGAAUGGCUCUCCAGCUCCUGACAGCACUCAAAAACGCUUACAACCAGAACCAGCCACAUUCUUUUCCACGGCCCCUCACAGAUUCGAAGAUGUUUCGCUUACACCAGAUAAGGGAAUCCCAACCAAGUCAUUUUUGGCUGCCUGCUCAAGUAUCCUUCCAUUUUUUGACAUCCUUGGAUCUACAGCUUUUGCUCCAGUCAAAAUGGACAUUGGUGGAAAUAUUAAAAAAUUAUCGAUCAAAUUUGAUAUGGACCCCAAGGCGUUUCAUACUCUCCAGAACAUGAUCUACCAGGAAAUAAAAAGUAAUACUUGUACAGUGAAAAACGCGGCUACUGAUGCGCUGCUCUGGUUGAAAAGGGCAUUGGAAUUUAUGCAGAUUUUUCUUUUAGAGGUUUUAAACGGAACUCAAGACUUGGCUGUCGCUGCAAGUGUCGCCUACGAAAAUACUUUAAAGAAGUAUCAUGGAUGGAUUGUUCGUGGUGUAUUCGCAAUGGCUGUUAAAGCUGUUCCUUACCGCGAGGAUUUCCUUACAGCCCUCGGGACGAUAGACCAUCACUGUGCUCCCCCUGCGGUAGUGUUGCGGCAUAUAAAAGUCACCGUGACUGCUCUUGGUAAUUUAAUUGACAUUCUAAAUAAGUUUUACCAGACGAACAAACUGGAUGCUGACUAUACCGUGUAGAAUUGUGGAUCAAAUCUUUUUGAGGGAAUGGAACGAAGCCGAAAAACAACCAAUGAAUGGGCUGAGGGAAAAUUUUAGAAGAAAGCGCUUAGAAAUUACGAAAAAAAGGGAGCUUGUCAAUUUAUGGCCGUGUUAGACAAAAUGAUAAUAUGGUACCUAAUAAUUGAAACUAUGGACAUCAAACGCUGGAAGUAUCUUUUAUAUGUAUCAGUGGCUGACCAACAUGAAAGCAUGGUGCGGUUUGGCACGUAGAAAGAGAUUUCUUUACGUACCUUGGCAAGCAUCAGACCUGGUUCAGUGUGUGGUACCCGGGGUUUCCAAACGCUUGUAGUCCUUUAAGUGAGGUACUGUACUCAAGUACUUGUGCAAGCAUUAGGACAAGGUUGUAGAAUUUUUGUAACACCUUAUCGAAUAAUAGUGAUUAUUUGGGUACCUUACUUAUCUAUUGGGUAUGCUUGAGACAAUAGUUUAGUGUGGUACACCAGAUACACCUGCAUUAGACAAGGGUAUGCAUUAGACAAGGGUAUGCAUUAGACAAGGGUAUGCAUUAGACAAGGGUAUGCAUUAGACAAGGGUACACCAGAUGUCGAACUUUUGUGUGCCCGUAUAAAAUGACACUGAUUCUACGGAUACGUAUGCAUGAGACAAGGGUGUGGGGUGGUACCCAGAUGUCGAACUUUUAUAGGCCCGUCAUGUAUAUAAAAUGAAAUGAUGCUAUGGGUACCUCGUUUGUAGUUAACUUUGACAACAACGGAUAUAGAUUAUGAUUAAAUUAUGUAAGAUAUUCAUAAAUUAGAAUGUAACAAAAAUAAAGCUAACAUUUGAACAUGGGAAAUAAAUAUUUUUUAUCACUGAUA